GUUAUCUAGUCUCCUCCCCCACACCACACACUGAGACACACACAAGCACACGCAACCAUGGUAUAUUCUCAGCCAUGGCCGAUAAUCUCUGCAAUAAUUUGCUUACUGCAGUUAUCCGCAGUAACAAAAGUGAAAUCCCACUACGAAGCUGAUAAAAUAUCAAGUUUACCCGGCCAGCCCAAGGCCAACUUCCGGCAAUUUUCCGGUUACAUUGCUGUCGGUGAAAAACCGGCAAGAUCCCUUUUUUACUACUUUGUGGAGGCAGAAACUGAACCUGCUUCAAAGCCUCUUGUUCUAUGGCUGAAUGGGGCGGCAAACAUGUUGUACUUGGAAUCACCGGCUGGAGUUGGAUUCUCGUAUUCUGCUAAUAGUUCUUUCUAUGAAUAUGUUGACGAUAAAAUGACGGCUAGAGAUAACCUUGCUUUUCUUGAGAAAUGGGUUGAAAAAUACCCAGAAUUUAAGAACAGAGAGUUUUACAUCACAGGAGAAAGUUAUGGAGGGCAUUAUGUUCCUCAACUAGCAAACCUCAUUAUUCAGUCAAAAGCUAAACUCAACCUCAAAGGAAUUGCAAUUGGAAAUCCUCUUCUGGAAUUCAAUUCAGAUUUCAACUCGAGGGCCGAGUAUUUGUGGUCCCACGGGCUGAUAUCUGAUUUCUCAUAUAACCAGUUCACAUUCGUCUGUAAUUAUUCCCAAAUCAGAAGGCAAGCUGAGACCAAAACUCUAACACCAAAUUGCUCGAGGGUGAUAAAACAAGUCUCGUCCGAGAUUAGUAGAUUCGUCGAUACCUAUGAUGUCACUCUCGAUGUUUGUCUGUCGUCUGUUGUGCUGCAAUCUGAGGUUCUCAAUAAAUUGGAUGAGCCGAAGAUAGAUGUAUGCGUAGAGGACGAAACUGAUGUGUACCUGAACAGAAAAGAUGUGCAAACGGCUCUUCAUGCUCGUCUUUUCGGAGUUAAGAAAUGGAGCAUUUGCAGCGAUGUUCUGCAGUAUGACAUGCAAAAUCUAGAAAUACCGACCAUCGGCAUUUUAGGAUCACUAGUCAAGUCCAACAUUCGGGUCUUAGUUUACAGUGGGGACCAAGAUUCGGUUCUUCCACUGAUAUCGACACGAACGCUUGUUCGUGGUCUGGCAAAGGACCUCGAUUUGAACACCACACAACCUUACAGAGCUUGGUUCGAGGGUAGACAGGUUGCUGGCUGGACACAAGCCUAUGGUGAAUAUUUAUCGUUUGCGACUAUUCGUGGGGCCUCACACGAAGCUCCAUUCUCGCAACCCGAGAGGUCACUCAUGUUGUUCGGCUCGUUUGUUGGGGGAAAGCCAUUGCCGUUGUCUCACAAAAUGACAACUCAAGCAUGGUCAUUAACCUUGCUAAUAAUAUGUGCAUUUCAUAUUAUUAUUGUAAUGACAAAAAUAGUGGCGUGCCAAUCAAAAGAAGCUGAUAAGAUAUCAAGUUUACCUGGCCAACCAAAUGCCAAAUUCCAGCAAUAUUCAGGUUACAUUAACGUGGACGAAAAACAGGAAAGACACCUUUUUUAUUACUUUGUGGAAGCAGAAACUGAUCCUGAUUCAAAGCCUCUUGUUCUCUGGUUAAACGGAGGGCCCGGCUGCUCGUCUCUUGGAGGUGGAGGAUUCACUGAAAAUGGUCCAUUUUAUCCGAGAGGGAAGGUUUUGGUUAGAAAUAACUACAGCUGGAAUAAAGCUGCAAAUAUGUUGUACUUGGAAUCACCAGCUGGAGUUGGAUUUUCAUAUUCUACUAAUAAUUCCUUCUACGAAUAUCUUAACGACGAAAUCACGGCUAGAGAUAACCUCAACUUCCUAGAGAAAUGGAUUGACAGAUUCCCAGAAUUUAUAAAUAGAACAUUAUACAUCACUGGAGAAAGUUAUGCAGGGCAUUUUGUUCCUCAACUGGCCAGCCUCGUUAUUGAAUCAAAAGCUGAUAAGUUCAACCUCCAAGGAGUUGCAAUUGGAAAUCCACUUUUGGAUUUCAGUAAAGAUUACAACUCACACGCCGAGUUUUGGUGGUCUCACGGUCUGAUAUCUGAUUCCACUUAUAACCAAUUGACUCACGUGUGCAAUUAUUCUCAAAUAAUAAGCCAAUAUUACACCAACACAACAACACCUGAAUGCCAAAGGAUUUGGGAACUUUGUUCGUCCGAGAUAGGUCAUUUUGUGGAUUACUAUGAUGUCGCUCUUGAUGUUUGUCCGUCGCCUGCUAUGUUGCAAGCUCAGAUAUAUGAGUCGAAGAUAGAUGUAUGUGUAGAGGAUGAAGCGCAGGCGUACCUGAAUAGAAAAGACGUGCAAGAGGCUCUUCAUGCUCGUCUUUUUGGAGUAAAUGAAUGGAGCAUGUGCAGCGAUGUUGUAGGAUAUUUAGUGCAAGAUAUAGAAAUGCCGACCGAUGGCAUUUUAGGAUUACUAGUGAAGUCCAACAUUCGAGUCUUAGUUUACAGUGGGGACCAAGAUUCUGUUAUCCCACUGAUUGGGACCCGAACGCUGGUUAACAAGUUGGCUGAACAACUCGGUUUGAACACAACUCAACCAUACAGAGCUUGGUCGGAAGCAAAUCAGGUUGCUGGGUGGACACAAUCCUACGGUGAAUAUUUAUCGUUUGCGACUAUUCGUGGGGCCUCACACAUGGCUCCAUUCUCGCAACCCAAGAGGUCUCUUCUUAUGUUCAACUCAUUUUUGGCGGGAAAAUCGCUGCCGAUUGUGAAGGGAUAAACACAUAUAUAUGAAGCUUGAUGGCAUAUGAAUAAAAGAGUUUGGUAGAUGAAUAUUAAUGUAUUUUGAGUUAUUAUGUGAUUUAUUGGUGUACUGUUUUGAAACUUGAGUGUGUUUGGAGCGAUUUUGAUUUUUGGGGCCUUGAUGUUAAUUUUAGCAGCUCAUUUUUAUUAUGUAUUUACAUACAGUACAUGAGUCUCAAUUUCAAAUCUCAAUCACUUAUUAUGUCUUACAGAAUACCUGAGUGAGACGUCGCUUUACAAGUUAUAAAGUGUAU
Molecule: messenger RNA, 2992 nt
Organism: Striga asiatica
Lineage: Eukaryota; Viridiplantae; Streptophyta; Magnoliopsida; Lamiales; Orobanchaceae
Source: the annotation of a GenBank genome assembly